Messenger RNA from Protopterus annectens (West African lungfish), 4279 nucleotides. RefSeq names its product ATP citrate lyase (gene ACLY). Gene Ontology annotation, biological process: fatty acid biosynthetic process; tricarboxylic acid cycle; citrate metabolic process. Gene Ontology annotation, cellular component: cytosol. Gene Ontology annotation, molecular function: ATP citrate synthase activity. NCBI's taxonomy places the organism in Eukaryota, Metazoa, Chordata, Ceratodontiformes, Protopteridae. The record is from RefSeq and is a predicted model, not a curated record.
GUAGUUAAAUGUAAAUAGCAAUGUCUGCUAAAGCUAUUUCUGAGCAGACUGGGAAGGAGUUUCUGUACAAGUACAUCUCUACUUCAGCAGCUAUCCAGAACCGGUUCAAGUAUGCCAGUGUGACAGAGAGUACAGAUUGGGACCGCCUUGUUCAUGAGCACCCUUGGCUGUUGACGGAGCGUCUUGUGGUGAAACCAGAUCAGCUAAUAAAGCGUCGUGGGAAGUUGGGACUGAUAGGCGUUAACCUAGACCUUCAGGGAGUGAAGGAGUGGUUGAAACCUCGCCUUGGAAAAGAAACAUUUGUAGCGAAAGCAAAAGGCAUUCUCAGAAACUUCCUGGUUGAACCAUUUGUGCCUCAUAAACAGGAUGAAGAAGUUUAUGUGUGUAUCUAUGCAGCUCGUGAAGGAGAUUAUGUUCUCUUCCACCACGAAGGAGGGGUAGAUGUUGGUGAUGUUGAUGCUAAAGCUCAGAAGUUUUUGGUUAAAGUGGAUGAAAAGUUGUGUGAAGAUGAUGUGAAAACUCACCUUUUGGGACAGGUGCAUAAUCAAAAAAAGGAUAUCCUGGCCAGUUUUAUUGUUGGACUCUUCCGACUGUAUGAAGAUUUAUACUUCACAUAUUUGGAGAUAAAUCCAUUAGUUAUCAGUCAGAAUGGAGUCUUUGUCCUUGAUAUGGCUGCAAAGAUUGAUGCUACAGCAGACUACAUUUGUAAAGUCAAGUGGGGAGAUGUCGAGUUCCCUCCCCCUUUUGGCAGAGAAGCAUAUCCUGAAGAAGCUUACAUUGCUGACCUUGAUGCAAAGAGUGGAGCUAGCUUGAAACUGACCAUCUUGAACCCAAAGGGUAGGAUCUGGACAAUGGUGGCUGGAGGCGGAGCUUCUGUUGUCUACAGUGAUACCAUCUGUGACCUAGGUGGUGUGGAUGAACUGGCCAAUUAUGGAGAAUACUCUGGUGCACCUAGUGAACAACAGACUUAUGAUUAUGCAAAGACUAUUCUUUCACUCAUGACAAAGGAAAAACAUCCAGAUGGAAAAAUACUAAUUAUUGGAGGAAGCAUAGCUAAUUUCACAAAUGUAGCUGCAACUUUCAAGGGAAUUGUGAGAGCUAUCAAAGACUAUCAGGUCCCACUUAAGGAGCAUGAAGUUACAAUUUUUGUCCGAAGAGGAGGCCCCAAUUAUCAAGAGGGUCUUCGUGUCAUGGGCGAAGUUGGCAAGACCACUGGUAUUCCAAUCCAUGUCUUUGGAACAGAGACCCACAUGACUGCUAUUGUUGGCAUGGCACUUGGACACCGACCAAUUCCUAACCAGCCUCCUACUGCAGCACACACUGCCAAUUUUUUGCUCAAUGCUAGUGGCAGUACUUCUACUCCUGCUACAAGCAGAACAACUUCCUUCUCUGAAUCUCGAAACCAUGAAGAUUCAACUCCAGCCAAGAAGUCAAAACCAGCAGCUCCUCCAGAUGUAUUACCUGCUACAGAAAAAGUUGGAGCCAAGUCUACUGUGCUUUUCACCCACCAUACUAAGUCAAUAGUGUGGGGAAUGCAGACGAGAGCAGUGCAAGGCAUGCUGGACUUUGAUUAUGUCUGUUCUAGAGAGCAGCCCUCUGUGGCUGCUAUGGUCUAUCCAUUUACGGGAGACCACAAACAAAAGUUCUACUGGGGGCACAAGGAAAUUCUUAUCCCUGUAUUUAAAAAUAUGGCUGAUGCUAUGAAGAAGCAUCCGGAGGUGGAUGUUCUGAUAAGUUUUGCCUCUCUGAGAUCUGCAUAUGAUAGUACCAUUGAAACAAUGCAGUUUCCACAGAUCCGCACGAUUGCUAUCAUAGCUGAAGGUAUUCCAGAAGCUCUGACUAGAAGGCUUAUCAAGAUGGCAGAUGAGAAAGGCGUCACCAUCAUUGGACCAGCAACUGUGGGUGGAAUAAAGCCAGGUUGUUUCAAAAUUGGAAACACUGGUGGGAUGUUGGAUAACAUAUUGGCAUCAAAGCUGUAUCGCCCAGGAAGUGUUGCCUAUGUAUCCCGUUCUGGUGGCAUGUCAAAUGAGCUAAACAACAUUAUUUCACGAACCACUGAUGGAGUCUUUGAAGGUGUAGCAAUUGGAGGAGACAGGUACCCUGGUUCAACAUUCAUGGAUCACAUUUUACGGUAUCAGGAUACUGAAGGUGUAAAAAUGAUAGUUGUGCUUGGCGAGGUUGGUGGAACAGAAGAGUACAAAAUUUGUAGCGGCAUUAGAGAAGGAAGAAUUACCAAGCCCGUUGUGUGUUGGUGUAUUGGUACAUGCGCUACCAUGUUCUCAUCAGAGGUCCAGUUUGGUCAUGCUGGUGCAUGUGCUAAUCAGGCUUCAGAGACUGCUGUAGCAAAAAACCAAGCACUUCAGGAGGCUGGAGUCUUUGUACCAAGGAGUUUUGACGAACUAGGGGAUGUCAUUAAGUCAGUAUAUGAUGACCUUGUCACUCAGGGUGUGAUUGUACCUGCUCAGGAAGUUCCUCCUCCUACAGUUCCUAUGGAUUAUUCUUGGGCCCGGGAGCUGGGACUAAUCCGCAAGCCAGCAUCUUUCAUGACCAGCAUUUGUGAUGAGAGAGGGCAGGAACUCAUCUAUGCAGGAAUCUCCAUUACAGAAGUCUUUAAGGAGGACAUGGGGAUUGGAGGUGUUCUGGGACUGCUUUGGUUUCAAAGAAGAUUACCAAAGUACGCUUCUCAUUUCAUCGAGAUGUGCUUGAUGGUUACAGCAGACCAUGGUCCAGCUGUUUCUGGGGCUCAUAAUACCAUUGUUUGUGCCAGAGCAGGAAAGGAUCUUGUCUCUAGUCUCACUUCUGGUCUUCUUACAAUAGGAGAUCGGUUUGGAGGUGCUUUGGAUGCAGCAGCUAAAAUGUUCAGCCAUGCAUUUGACAGUGGACUCAUUCCUAUGGAGUUUGUAAACAAAAUGAAAAAGGAAGGGAAACUAAUUAUGGGAAUUGGACAUCGUGUGAAAUCUAUAAAUAACCCAGAUAUGAGGGUACAGAUUCUGAAGGACUACGUAAAACAGCAUUUCCCAGCAACCCCUCUUCUUGAUUAUGCACUACAAGUAGAAAAAAUCACUACCUCUAAGAAACCAAAUCUUAUCCUGAACGUUGAUGGCUUUAUUGGAGUAGCAUUUGUUGAUCUGCUGCGGAACUGUGGAUCUUUCACACGGGAAGAAGCUGAUGAGUACAUUGAUAUUGGAGCUCUCAAUGGUAUUUUUGUUCUUGGAAGAAGUAUGGGUUUUAUUGGACACUAUCUGGAUCAAAAGAGACUGAAGCAAGGACUCUACCGUCACCCAUGGGAUGAUAUUUCUUACGUUCUGCCUGAACAUAUGUCCAUGUAAUUCCAAAUGUCAUGUGCAGCGUGAAGGCAGUUUUAUUAAUGGUUGCCAUUCUAGCCACCAUGAAAUCUUUUCAUAAGGAAACUGGCCAUCUUAAAAAGGACUGUGUUACAGAGACUGUGCAAUUAUAAAUGCUAAAAUAUUUAAAACUGUAAAAGGCAGAAACAUGACCAUAAGCAAACAGCUUUACAUGUGAUGUUUUAUAUAUGAAGUGUUUUGUGUUCUGUGUUAAGUGAAGUCUUGUUUCCUUCAUUAGUCUAUUCUGCAUUGGAAUUCUGUAAAACCUGUUGUGUGCAGUUCAGAUUGUGUAGAACUUAAAUCCAGCCCCAGAAUUCUAAAGAAAAUCCAUUGAAUAGACUUGCUGGUAAGUCCACAUUCUGUUGCAUUCAUCUUGAAGUCCUCAUACUCACCAGCUUACUUAAAAUCCCUUUAUUUAUGCAUAUAAUUUUAUGUUGUGUAUUUACACAGUAUUUAUUCAUGAAAACUGUUUUGUGCAGUUCUUUUUAGCAAUGCCACUGUAUGUUACUGUAUGGAUGGGUGCCCAUUUUACAGAUAGGACACAGUUUUUUGCAUUCUGUAAUGCAGUAUUUAGCAUUAUGACAGCUUAAAUGUGCACUUUGCCAAAUUGUAGUUCCGUACAGCAGCAUUUUAUUUGAAGGGACCACUAGUGGUAGAGCUGUCACUCCAGAUUUUGUUUCUUGUCUAGUUAAAUUUUCAUUUUAAAUGUGGCCAUCAACUGUGAGAUGCCCUGAGACUUGUUUGCUUUGCAUCACAGAUGUCUGUCACCUUAGCUCAGUGCUGCUAACAGCACUUAGCCAUUCUCUUGUGACAGACAUUUGUAGUCUGAAUGUAGCCAUCUUUCUAAAUGUAAGACUUAAAGUAGACGUGUUUCAGAGCUAUCAGAAAUCUAUAUAUUAUGUAGUUUUAACUUGAAUAAAAAUGUUGUUAUUUUA